CCUGCUGCGGCUGUCACUUCAGGGAAACGCUCUCAGGAGGUGGCAGCGCUUUUGAGCUUUGGUUCCUCUAAGCCCACAGGCUGCCUUCACUUGUCCGGGGACCCGGCUCCACUCCCAGGGUCGGACAUGGCGGAGACCGGAGGUGCAAGUGCAUACGGAGUCGCGCUGGCUGGAGUAGGCUUUGACUUCUACAAGUUCGUCCGACAGCCGCAAACAAUCGUGCGGGUCCUCAGCUGGGUGUUUGCCCUGGUGGUGUUUGCCUGCAUCACCACGGAGGGGUACGUCAACCCUCCUAGCAGCUCACAGGCAAAGUGCAUCUUCAACCAGAGCGACUCGACGUGUCAGUAUGCCGUGGGAGUCGGGGUGAUCGCCUUCCUGGCCUGCGUGGCCUUUCUCAUGCUGGAUGUUUACGUUCCCUUUAUGAGCAACGCCCAGGACAGGAAGUACGCUGUCAUGGCGGACCUUGGAUUCUCAGGCGCGUGGACCUUCCUGUGGCUUGUGUGUUUCUGCCUUUUGGCCAGUCAGUGGUCUCGCACUCAUGAUGUCAGGGCGAUCCCCGAGGACGCUGCGCGCGCCACCAUUGCCUUCUCGUUCUUCUCCAUUGCCACAUGGGGAAUCCUGACCUACUUCGCCCUGGGCCGUUUCCGUCGGGGCGUGGACGACGUCAGCAUUCCCACCUACACGGAUCCAGCCCAGGAAAUCCACACCCCGUACCCCCCCACCUAUGCUCCCACCACCUACACCCCCACCACCUACACCUACCCCAGCAACAUGCCCGAAUCCCAGAAGCAGCCCACCUUCACCUCAAACCUCCCGCCGCAGAGCGACACCGGCUACCUGCCGCCCAAAUACUGACGCAGUGGAGGGGGGUGGGAGGGGGUCUUCACGGAUGACGGGGCGCUGCUGAGCGACAGCGCUCUGUCGUAUCGAUGCGGUUUUACAUUCAAGUCAACACACUGUUCAAAGUGUCCGGGAGGACGUGAGCCUCACGGCGGCAGGCUGGAGACGACGGGCAAACGCUGUUUACGCCAACUGGCCUGAGAUCAGAUCUGAAGACACUGAAAGAGGCUUGAGCAAUGUGACCUUUCACCUGUGCGCAAAAGCAACAUUUACCUCAGACGAGCUGAACCUGCAGGGGAGAGGGGCGUUGCAGUGAAAACAAUCCUGUAGAGGAGCAACAAUCAGCGUGGAGGAGGCCAAACGUGUGUUUCUCUUUAUUCUAAAGACAGGACGGUCACAUGCCAUGUUGUUUUGAUUUUCAGGAUUUUUUUCUGUUUCUUUAAAUUGCUCAAAAAACUAUAGUAAUAGAAUUUACCAAAUGGGUUACAAGGUUUGUGGAGAAAAAAACCCCAACCUAAUUUAAGUUAUAUUUUAUAAUCAUGGAUUCUGUAAAAGUAACACAAAUCCUGUGAUAUAUAAUCAGAAAAGGUUUACCUUUCCUUUGCUGCUUAAACUCAUUAAAGCCAUAAUGAUUGAGCAUUUCCACCAGACUGACUGUACUAACUGUAACAGACGUGUGUUGGUUUGAAAAGGUAUACAAGUGCUGAACUGACCUUUGAACUUGCAGCUAACUUUCUGAUGGAGAGGGAGGAGCUUGGAGAUAACGCGGCACUUAUUGAACGAGUCUGUCCACUGAAUGUUUUCUUCUUCUCUCCCUCUGUGCAGCAUUUCUUCCUCCACCGCCCAAAAACAGAGCAACAGCACCCUUCCUAAGUUAAAUACUGACAUUUUUAGUUUUCUGAGACGUGAGGGGUUUCUUUAGUUAACAGGCUUCAAAGGUAGAACUACAGAUCACCAAAACCUGCUCUCUGAGCUUGCAGUUAAUUUGCUUCGCCAGUUCUUUCUGGUGCAGAUCAGAGACCAGUUUUGGUUCGUUGUGUGAGCUGAAUUUAGACCCGUGAGCAGAUUAUGUGUUUCUUGAGUCAUCUGUGAAAACGGUGGAGUGACGUCUGUCAUUUUUCAUACAAAAUGUGCGUAACUGGUUCAGAGAAAAAGGAAGAGACGACUUCGUUUGUACUGAGAAUUGCCUUGCAACAUCAUUCUGGUGGUCAAAGACAACAAAUCCAGGAGAGUUCCUCUGCUUUAAAAACCGCUUGCGCCCUGCAGAGGUAUUCAUACAUCCCAUUAAAUCUUGCUAAGAUACUCUGGAGUCCUGAGGGUGUAGGUUGUAGGAGGAUCGCAACUCCUAAGCUAGUUUGGGAACCGAAGAGUUUAAAAUGUGAUUAAAUCUUGAGGUAAUAUGUUUGAGUUGUAACAGCUGUGUCAAAUGCUGAAAAUCUAGUUCUUGGAUCUGUGACAUCUAAAGCAGCUUCUUUUAAUUUCUCACUUUAAACAGCUUGUUUUUGUUUUGUUUUCGUUCCCAAAAGUGCCGUAAAUGAUGUGGGCCUAAAAGUGUAAAAGUGAUGUGGCCAAGGAUUUGUGAUUUACUGAAUAACUGUAGCAAAUGAGCUCUGAAAUAUGUGUAAAUAAUGUGCACCUUGUUUGAUUCUUGCUUUAAAAUAAUAAACAAGUGGUUAAUGAAUGAAAAAACA
Xiphophorus hellerii (green swordtail) is the source of this 2531-nucleotide messenger RNA. RefSeq names its product synaptogyrin 2b (gene syngr2b). NCBI's taxonomy places the organism in Eukaryota, Metazoa, Chordata, Actinopteri, Cyprinodontiformes, Poeciliidae. The record is from RefSeq and is a predicted model, not a curated record. The transcript is spliced from 4 exons. Gene Ontology annotation, cellular component: synaptic vesicle membrane; neuromuscular junction. The coding region runs from base 127 to 855 and encodes 242 amino acids.